AAGAAUUCCUUUCCAGGAAUUAUUCCAUAAAGUCUCUAUUUGCUAGUGGGAGUCCUGCAAAUGGUGAAUCACUAACACUGUUCACACAUACUGCACCGGGUGAAUCACUAACACUCCUGUUCCCACGGGUUAAAAAAAUCAAAUAUCCUAGUACAGUUGAGAUAAGAUCAUAUCCUCAGCACACGAACAGGAUAUAUCACAACAGUUAAAAGAUUGAAAGCUCGAAGUGUCCUCCAUGUAAUACAGUUACUUGCGGAUACUAGAAGCGGCACCAUCCGGGAUACACACAUAUAAUAAAGUUGAAAAGUUAAAGGAUACAGCCUUACAGUACUUUCAUCUUUCGUUUUUUUUGUUGAAUCUGAG
Messenger RNA from Amoebophrya sp. A25, 363 nucleotides. The record is from the annotation of a GenBank genome assembly. Lineage: Eukaryota; Dinophyceae; Syndiniales; Amoebophryaceae.